GCUCGGUUCGCUGGAGGGAGGGAGGGAGGGAGGAGAGCGGCCGUGCUGCUCACUAUAAACUUGUAUCGCCAGGCUGUUGCUUUCAUUCAUAUUUUCUUUUGUCCAGCUCCGCUCCGGAGCGCCAUGUCGCCCCACCGGUACACCCCGGACAAUUCAGCCGUCGUUGAAAGCGAGAAAAACGGGCAAGCGCGGCUGCCUGGCCCCUACUACGGAGAGGCACACAAAUUUGAUCCUUCUUUCAGAGGCCCAGUCCGCAGAAGGAGCUGUACGGAUGUGUUGUGUUGUUUGAUCUUCAUCAUCGUCAUCCUCGCUUACAUCGCUCUGGGGAUAGUGGCCUGGUUACAUGGGGACCCGAGGAAGGUGCUACACCCUACAGACAGCUACGGCCGCUUCUGUGGUCAGAAGGGAACUCCCAAUGCGAAGAAGCCCAUCCUGUUCUAUUUUAACAUCCUGAAAUGUGCCAACCCUGCUGUGUUGAUCAACCUACAGUGCCCUACAACUCAGAUGUGUGUGUUGAAGUGCCCCGACAGGUUUGCCACCUACACUGACAUGCAGCUGCAACACAAACUCAGCAAGAGUUACUGGGAAUAUUACAGGCAGUUCUGUAAACCUGGCUUCAAUGACCCCAACAAGCCAGUCUCUCAGGUUUUAAGAGAUGAGGACUGCCCCUCCAUGAUUGUACCAAGUAGACCAUUCCUGAAAAGGUGUCUACCAGACUUCAUCACUCUCAAUGGGACUGUGACUGUGGCUAACAGGACCAGGUUUAAAGACUCCCUGGACAUGCCGCGCAGCGUUAGCGAACUCCAAGAUGCUGUCAAUGGCAUAACAGAGCUAGUGGACACAAAGGAGCUGGGCAUGAAGAUAGUAGAAGAUUAUGCCAAGUCAUGGGCAUGGAUACUCAUAGGCCUGCUGAUAUCCUUGGUGGUCAGUCUGGUCUUCAUUCUGCUGCUGAGGUUCACAGCUCGGCUGCUGCUAUGGUUUACCAUCAUCGCGGUGAUAUUUCUGCUGGCAUAUGGUAUGUGGUACUGUUCUAUGGAGCUGUCCCAGCUCAGAGAGACACCGGGCUCUGAUGUUGCCAUUGUUGAUGUUGGCCUGCACACUGACCUGCAAGUCUAUCUCCAGCUGAGACAAACAUGGAUUAUAUUCUUGGUGUCUUUAGGACUGACAGAAGUUUCCAUCUUGGUGAUGUUGAUCUUCUUAAGGAGAAGAGUCCAGGUGGCUAUUGCCCUGCUCAGAGAAGCUAGCAGAGCUAUGAGCUAUAUCAUGUCCACCCUCUUCUAUCCAGUCGUCACCUUCUUCCUGUUGGCAGUCUGCAUUUCCUAUUGGGCUGUUACUGCUGUUUUCUUAGCAUCUUCAAAUGAGGCUGUCUACAAGGUGAUGUCUCCUGAAGCUAACUGCCCCUAUGCCAACAAGACUUGCAAUCCAGAGACUUUCAACAGGACGAACAUCUCCAAAACAGCGUCCUGCCUGGGCUCCCAGUGCACAUUUGCCUUCUACGGCGGUGAGACGCCUUACCACCGCUACUUGUUCAUCCUCCAGCUGUUCAACCUGCUGGUGUUUCUCUGGCUGGUGAACUUCAGCCUGGCUCUGGAGCAGUGCACCCUGGCUGGGGCCUUCGCAAGUUACUACUGGGCUAAGAGGAAGCCUCAGGAUAUACCACCCUGUCCGCUGUUUUCAUCCUUCAGCAGAGCAAUAAGGUACCAUACAGGGUCUUUGGCAUUUGGAGCUCUAAUUCUGUCAGUGGUCCAACUGGUCCGAAUAAUACUGGAAUAUCUGGAUCAGAAAUUAAGAGGUUCUAACAACAUGGUAUCCAGGUUCAUACUAUGUUGUCUGAAAUGCUGUUUCUGGUGUUUGGAGAGGUUCAUUCGCUACAUGAACCGCAACGCUUACAUUAUGGUGGCGAUCUAUGGUAAGAACUUCUGUACCUCAGCCCAAGAGGCCUUCUUCCUGCUGAUGAGGAAUGUUGUCAGGGUUGCAGUUCUUGACAGAGUCACAGACUUUCUGCUGUUUCUGGGCAAGGUGCUGAUAGCAGGAGGUGUUGGUAUUGUUGCAUUCUUCUUUUUCACCAGGAAGAUCCCUGUUAUCCAGGAGGAAGUGCCCACUCUCAACAAUUACUGGGUCCCCCUGCUGACGGUGGUGGCAGGCUCCUACCUGAUCGCUCACGGUUUCUUCAGUGUUUAUGCCAUGUGUGUCGACACACUCUUCCUCUGUUUCUGUGAUGACUUGGAGAGGAAUGAUGGUGGUUCAGAAAAACCGUUCCUUAUGUCCCCAGAGCUACACAGAAUUCUGGGAAAAUCUAGUCACUCACGGUGAUAUCAGCCACCUCCACACUGCAAUGGCUGCCAAAACUUGUCAGGAGAGAAAAGGCCUGGGCACCCACAUUGUACAGCCCAGUGUUUGAAUUUCUGUGACAUCACCUUCCUCCCCUGACUUUCCUUCCUUGGUGCUGAGGUCUUUACAUUGAAUAAUGUUGAGAUAACCACAGGACAAUCAAGUUUCUUUGAAAAUAAAAGACUUUGGAGUAUUUCGAGUUUCUUCUGGAAACAUUCAGUUGUUGGAUGGAUGAUUGAUGAAAAUGACAAAACAACAGACCUGCAAAGAAAUUGCAAUAUGUGAACUAGACAGAGUGUUCAAAAAAAGCCUGGAAUGAAGGGGAAUCGCUCAGUCCUUCAUGGAAUAUGGUCAACAUGAAGUCCACCAACUUCCAGACACGUUUGCAAACACACACCAGGCUCUCUGCAAAGCAUGCAUGGAUUAACAAAUGCACUAUACCACAUUAAUACUACUGCCUACUUCAGAGCACCAUGUUUGUGUGUAUCUAACAUAGCAUAUAGAUUAAUGGCUGCACUGGCAACAGUAUUUCACCUCUGCAGAUUCUGCUGGUUUGGGAUAAAUGUCUUCCUUCAAGUAACUCUAAAAUGCUUCAAGUCAGGAUCAAAGAGCCCAAGACAACUGAGGAGAUGUGCCAUCCAUCCAAUAUGUCUGUGAAGAUUCUCAGUCAUUCGGGUCAUAGUAUAUCAAGAGGUAAUAAGUCAAACACAACUACACCUCAAGUUUAUCUUUUAACCUCUCAUCCAGGAUCAGUUCUAAGAUUCUCCAAGAAGGAUCUUCAGUCAACAGCCCAUCUCAUUUUUCAAACCCACGUACACACUAAGACAGCCUAAAGACCCUACGCUGAAACAAGCAGAAUAAUGUAGUAUACGCAGGCCACUGCAGUGAGGAACACACAGAACUCGACAUCGGGGAGACAAAACAACUGCAUGGACAAGCAUAGGAGGACCAGCUCCUAAGGUCAAGAGUCAGCAGUAUACCUGCAUCUAAUGGACGGGAGAUACUCCUUUGAGGACAAAAAUGUACACAUUCUACACAUAAGGUACUGCAGAAGAAACAUCUUUGAACAGUAGAGUGGGAUUGAGGCUGUGUCCACAUUACACUGGGUAAAUUCCAUCCACAAAAACUGAAAUGGAUGGGAACAGAGCUCUCUGAAAACAAUGACACAAGAUGGUCAUGUAAUAACGAAUACUUCUAGGUUGUAGAAUGGAAGUUGUGCAGGCGUACAUUGUGGACAGCAUUUGGAAAAUAGUGUAAAAAUGUUAGUGUGGUGUGGAUGGAAGGCCAAAAUGGUGCUUUUGGAUUUUCCUGUCUUUAUAUGGCCUGAGAAACCACCUAUCAGCAACUUACAAUGGGAUCCUGACAACACUUCAAUCACAACUUGCUCCCGCACUCACAUUAAAACUCGGCUGUUUAUUGGGUCAAUGUUUCGGUCUAUCGACAACACAACAGUGGAAAAAGGAGAGAAGAACUAGAUACUAAUUGUUUAGAAUAUUGAUCAAACAACAGUACACUCAAAACCACAAUAAAAACCAAUCUGGAAAAUCCAGUGAUGAGAUGAGGUCACUUCCUUUGAUAAUUGUAAACACCUGUAAUCAACUAAUUUCAUAGGUGUACUGAUGUUUCAAAAGGAAGACACACAACAGUUGUAAAAUGUUGGUCCUGAUGAAGGUUGAUAGACCGAAACGUUGACCCAAUAAACAGCAGAGGUUUAAUGUGAGUGCAGGAGCAAGUUGUGAUUGUUUUGCAGUGAAUGUGUCUGGGGAUUUGCUCCUAGCACCACCCAUUUCAGGAGAAUGUGCACAUUGAUCAAGCCUUAACACCUCUAUUCAUAAGACUCUGAUGACUCUCACAGUACCACCUGGUGACCUUAACAACUCACAUACCCUGCGUUCCAAAUCGCAUACUUAUACUUUUUACUUUUAGUAUGUACUGCAGCUGCCCUUACAAAGUAUGUAGUUUAGUAUGUAUUGGGACAUACUAAUUCUUUUUUUCCCUACUAAAUAGUAUGGUAGUAUGGGUAUUGGAACGCAGGGAUAUAACCUGAAGGAUACUCAUGUGACAUUAAGGUAUGGAUGAUCCACAAAGCCUAGGACUCCUCAACAGUCAUUAGAACUGAUGAAGCUUCUUGGAUGAGUGAAACAUCUUCAAGACCAACAAGCAUUGUUGCCUUUGUCUUACUACCUCUUGAUGUUAUUGUUACAGUCAUUUAUCCCAGUGAUUCCAGACUUUCCAGACGCAUUGUAUCAUGUUGGUCCUUUCAAUUGUUUACUUCUGCAAAAAUGGACUCAACCUUGAAAUGGUGGGUCCAAGCUCACAACAAAUCAAGAUGUCUUAUCGGCUGCGACACAGAAGAUACUUCCUCAUGAAACCAACAGAAAGGGGACUGCACAACACUGUUAAAAUCUGUAUGUCAGAAAUAUUUGACUUGUGGAACCAAAAGUGGACACCUUGCAGAACUGUACUGACAGUAAAUCAUAAAGGACCCACUACAGAAUGGAGAAAACAUACAGUCUUUGUUGCUGCUGUACUCCUGACAUCUUGUCCCAUGAAAUCCCAUUAGAGUUACUGAUUUCCACAAUAACUUGAACUUUGGGAUUGUUCCUCCACUUAUCACCCACAGUUCAAUUCUUCACUGACUCACCAGGAGAAACACUUCAUCAUAUCUACUUACAGCUUUAUUUGUCCACUCCCCUCACUGCUUCCGCUUGGUUGAUACACAACACUUGUUGCAUUUCUCCUAAUGGCUUUAUGUUCUGAAGAAUUUAUUUUUUCUGUAACUGAUUAUCCCAUGGACAUCUAAACAGAGUGAAAUGACAUAGAAUGUGAUUUCUCCCUGCUUUUUCAACCAUGAGAAUAUGUGCCAUAUAGAGAUAUAAAGCAGAUUUACGGUUGUUACGCACAUGCAGGGAAGGGUUAUCUACAAUAGCAUGCUUUAAAACUUAACUGCCCUUCUACUGGGAUUUUUCCACUAUCACAAUACUGUCUACGAUGCAAGGACUCAGAUUAAUGGACUCAGAUCUGUCAAUCAUGGACAUUGAGAUGAACUGGGAAAAGGACGGAUGUCUUCCUUAGAGCUUUUGAAUUUACAUUUCUUCUGUUUCACAAACAAAAAUCAAAUCUGUAAAAUAGUUUCAAAAAGAAUACCACUGAAUUUUGAGCUUAUUUAAUGGUGAUUAAUUUUGCACUGGGUUGAGUAUACGAUGAAGAUUCAUAACACUUAGAAGCCACAUUUACAUUGACAUCAAAAAUACAAUUACAGGCAUAAGCAAUUCUGCUUAUGCAGAAAGUUUUCCAUGUGCCCAGCUCACCAAGUUGCAGCAGAACAGAAAGGAGCCAUAGAUUAAAGGCCCAUACCAGUGAAUUUGCAUGUUUAGCAUAAUAUCUGCAAAAUGUUUAUACUUCACGUUUCUGCUCAUGUUUUCCCAAAACAAGCACUUAGCUUUUAUUCAGCCACUGGUUUCCAUUCAUUUCACUAUGGCAUGAAAAUGAACUUUCAGAGACUUCAGAUGUUCUUCACACUAGUAUUCCAUUACUGUAAUAAAGUCGUUCACAUCAGUUUUCCAUAAAACAACAGUGUGGCUGUGUCUUCAUGACUUGAGAUUGAGCAGAGUGAAAUGGUCUCUCUGCCAGAAAUAGUCCCCAGGGAAACAUUUGCUUUACACAGCCAGUUAUUACUUCUGUGGAUGGCAACAAAAUUUGAAAAACCAGGGAUUGUGAUUAUAUGACGUGCUUCUGCGGCUAACAAAGUCAUCAAUGUUCAUAAAGCAUGGAACUGAUAAUUGGUUGUGUAAAGCAAACUUUUACCCGGGGACUAUUUUGCAGGGCGAAGAGAUCCAUUUCACUCUGCAUAAUUUCAAGUCAUCAAAUUCAUAUCACAGUGAAAUCAGAGUUCUAAAAUAUAAUUGCUUGCUUCGAAAAAAGAUUAUUAGAAAUGUGAAGUGUAUGUAUAUUUUAUACUAAACAUGCAAAAUCACUGGUAUGGUCCUUUAAAGUUCUCUUUACCAAAGUUUCCAUCAAUCCUAGCUCUGUUGUUAUCCAUAAAAACUGAUACUCCCUGGCAAGUUGCCAGGGAAUAUCAGUUGCAUAAGUUGCCUCUGUCUUUCCAACAAGUUAACUGCAAUAGAUAUGUCUAUGUCAAACAUGACGUGGUCCAUCAGAAUCUGUGUGUAAUUAUUUUCGGUAAAAUUUGAUAGUGGCUGGAAAAGGAAAUACUUUAUCUCAGCUAACAGAUCACUGACUCAAGAAAAGGAAAUAAAGCCUUUUUCAAGUGAACAUUAUUGAACUUUAUUAACAAUGUAACUGUUACAUGAAUAAUACAACACAUAAAACCAAACUCAACACUGAGAGAGAGCGACCAAUGAUGUUCAUUCAGAAACAUAAGUUGCUUGUCAGAUGACACCAUGUUAGCUGCAGUCCCACUCAGACUGAAGGGAGCUGUGAUUUUCAUGGUAUUUUGCUGGGAAGUCAUAGAAUAUUGCAGAACAUAAAUCAGGGUUCAUUUACAUGGUUUCAGUGUUGAUUUGAUGUUAAAUCAUUUUUUGUAUGAUAUGCAUUGGUUGUGCAAAAAGCAUGAUACUAACACUGCCAGGGUUGAGGAGUUGCACUCCCACUCAGACUAAAGAUGAACACACACAUAGUGCUGCUAAUAGCUUUGGAUAAAAGUGUGACCUAAGAGAGUGAUAAGGGCUCUGUACUUGAUUGUCUCUGAUCAAUAACUGCAGAGAAAAGGAUUACAGAUGGAACAUUGUCCAUGUCUCCUUUGAUCUCUGCUGUUUGUCUUUUGAAGGGAACACCACUCAGGUGUCAACUUUAUCUAUGCUAUUGCAGUGCUCUAAGAUUCUGAUUGAUAUACAGUACAUGGAUGUUUUUAACACUUUCCCAAAGCUGGAAACCAAGAUUUGGAUCUGUGAUGUCAAUGUAAAUUACAGAACAAGCAAGGCAUUGCUUCUUUUAGAUAUUAUCUACUCAUGUACCAGUGAGCUGAGGAGUUGACAUAGCCUGCUAUUGGUUAUGGGCUGGUGACACAAAAGUUGAAAAAAAAAAAAAUCUCUUGUCGUCUUCCAUGUUAAGGGUUGGAUUUAUACAAACAAACCAUAUUCCUAACCUUAUGCUAAACUCCAGGCUAGACAUGGAAAUGUCAGUCACAUUUGGUUAAAAAAAAAAACCUGAUUUUGUGUAAAGCCAAACUUUUGGGUCUCCAUGCAGGAAAUAGCAAGAGCAAAGUGCUGUUUUUUUAAUAAUCUCUGUUGCCGUUGUAUUCUUUUUUACAAGCUGCAAUACCUCGUGUUUGUGAGACUUUUGUAAAUUUGUAAAAUUGAUUCAGAUGGAAUGCAGUGUUCAUUUCUUCAUGAAAAAAUUAAACAAUAAAAUAAUCACAAAAAUAAA
Messenger RNA from Myripristis murdjan (pinecone soldierfish), 7719 nucleotides. Its product is annotated as choline transporter-like protein 5-A. Bases 124 to 2313 code for a protein of 729 amino acids. The record is from RefSeq and is a predicted model, not a curated record. Lineage: Eukaryota; Metazoa; Chordata; Actinopteri; Holocentriformes; Holocentridae. The transcript is spliced from 22 exons. Gene Ontology annotation, biological process: transmembrane transport. Gene Ontology annotation, molecular function: transmembrane transporter activity. Gene Ontology annotation, cellular component: membrane.